AUGUACCACCAAUACAGAACCCAACAACUCAAACCCACAACCUUCUUCUCCCCAAAAUGCCCACUCAACCACAACCUCCUUCUUGUCCCUCCCAAGCCCAGCAAAAGGCCCACCAUCUCGGCCUCCCUCCCUCCCGGGCCCACCUCCGGCUCUACCCAGGUCCUAAUCUCCCUCCUCCGCUCCAUCCCGGACUGGGCCGACACGGUGCAGGAGCGCGGCAUGCAGAAGAAGCGCUCCCUCUACACCCACCUCAACUGGCGCGACCACCGCAGCUCCCUCCGACACCUCCGCCACGUCCUCUCCAGCCUAUCCUCCCGAGUUAUCCUCUCCCUCGUCCCCCCUGUCCUCUUCUUCACCUCCUUUGCCGCCGCCAUCGCGGCAUACAACCAAGCCCUAAUCCUCCACCUCCUCCCCGACUUCCUCCCCUUCCUCCAUGCCUCCUCCCUCCCCUACCAGCUCACCGCUCCCGCCCUCGCCCUCCUCCUCGUCUUCCGCACCGAAGCCUCUUACGCCCGCUUCGUCGAGGGCAAGAAGGCCUGGACCAACGUCAUCGCCGGAACCCACGAUUUCGCCAGACAAGCCUCCGCCAUCCUCGAUGACGUCGGUAACACCGACUUCGCCGUCAAGCACGCACUCUUGCAGUACAUCAUCGCCUUCCCCAUUGCGCUUAAGUGCCACGUGCUGUAUGGUUCAGAUGUUAGGAGAGAUCUCCAACAUUUGCUGGAAGUGGAUGAUCUUGCAGUGAUCAUGAAUUCGAAGCACCGGCCUCGCUGCAUCAUUGAAUUUAUAUCGCAGAGCAUUCGGUUUCUCAAAUUGGAGGAGUCUAAAAGAAAUGUUCUGGAAUCGAAGAUCUGUUGUUUCCAUGAAGGAAUUGGCAUAUGUGAACAACUUAUGGGAAUUCCCAUUCCAUUGUCAUACACUCGUUUGACGUCAAGAUUUCUUGUCCUGUGGCAUCUGACACUUCCUAUCAUACUUUGGGACGACUGCCAUUGGAUUGUGGUUCCUGCAACCUUCAUUAGCGCUGCCUCUUUGUUUUGCAUUGAAGAAGUUGGAGUUCUCAUUGAGGAGCCGUUUCCAAUGCUUGCACUUGAUGAACUAUGCCAAAAGGCACAGAAUGACAUCCAAGAAGCAGUUGCAACGGGCAAUUUAAUUCAUGCACGCCUUGUAGCAAAGCAAAAUAGCCACUCUGAAGAGCAUUCACCAAAUGGCUGGCCUAACUCCUAG
Sphenostylis stenocarpa is the source of this 1224-nucleotide messenger RNA. The record is from the annotation of a GenBank genome assembly. Lineage: Eukaryota; Viridiplantae; Streptophyta; Magnoliopsida; Fabales; Fabaceae.